Molecule: messenger RNA, 633 nt
Organism: Penicillium antarcticum
Lineage: Eukaryota; Fungi; Ascomycota; Eurotiomycetes; Eurotiales; Aspergillaceae
Exons: 2
Coding region: 1-633 (210 amino acids)
Cellular component (GO): cytosol
Molecular function (GO): pyridoxal phosphate binding; transaminase activity
Source: RefSeq, a predicted model, not a curated record
AUGCGUUCCUGGGAACAGGAGGAUAUCCGAGGUCCUGAUAUCCAGACUAUUGGCAAGGCCCUUGGUGCAGGAUUCGUGCCUCUGUCCGGUGUCUUGCUCCACGAGAAGAUAUUUCAAGCUCUGUCUGCCGGAUCUGGUGGAUUAGCUCAUGGCCAUACUUUCCAGGCCCACCCUCUCGCUUGUGCCACGGCAAUUGCAGCACAAAAUAUUCUCCAACGCGACAACCUGCUCCAGCAGGUUGUCCUUCUGGGUAAGAAGCUGGAAGCUCUGCUCCAGAGCGAGAUCGGUCCUCUUCCUUUGGUGGGAGACAUCCGCGGCCGUGGUCUCUUCUGGGCAGUCGCGUUUGUGUUCGACAGGAAGAGCAAGACGGCCUUUUCCCUCGAGGCCACUUUCUCCAACAAGGUUGUUGCCAAUGCUCUCAAGCGGGCUGUAAAUAUCCUUGGAAAUUUGGGUCAUACUGGCACAUACCAGGUUGAUCAUAUUCUCGUUUGCCCGCCGUAUAUUACGACCGAGGAAGAGCUUGAGAAGAUUGUGGCAGUUGUGAAGGAUGCAAUUGUUGAGACAAGCCAGCCUUUCAUUGAGUCUCACAAUAUAUAUGUAUCGAAAGUGCAGAGAGAAAAUGAUACCGACUGA